GGGCAAAUAACAAACGGGGCCUAAUACCGCCAUGCAUGUUACUGUGCCGUACUGUUAUCUGCUUCUGCAGUGGAAUCUUCAGUACAUAGUAUUAACUUGAACCACACUGCAGCCAACCUCAACCUCAUUCUAACUCAAUCCUACCCUACCUACACUAUCUUUCUAAUCUCUUCUAUCACUUAUCAAGGCCAUACGCGUACCGUAGAUCCAUGGAGAGGAAACUUGAGGAUCACGCAAAUACUCAUUCAUAUAGGCCAAAAUCACGCACGAGGCCAUGAACCACUUGCGAAAAUGAGUCCCGAACUCUUUUAGUUCAGUUAAGGUGAACAAUACCGGAGACAAAAUAAGUCACUAAUUAGACAGCCUUCCAUAUUAUCUUAUUAUCUAUCACAUACCGAGGUACCUCCAGGGUCUUCAGCCUCCAUCUUGUUCUUUUAUUUCAGGUUAAUCUAGCAUAAAUCAAUCAAUCAAUCGCAUCGCAUCGCAUUGCGAUUUAUACAGCAUGGCGAUUGAUGAUCGUGAUGAGAAGCAGCCUCAGGCUGUAUCUCUAAACGAUGCGACAUCGCUUGAGAAUGACACAGCAACUGAGAAGCGACUUGUGAGGAAGACGGAUCUGCUCAUGAUGCCGGGCUUAGCUCUUGCAUACUUCACCCACACUCUCGACCGCGCUAAUCUGGGAAACGCGAAAACCGAUGGGCUCGAGGAUGACCUGGGCCUCGUGGGCAACCAAUACUCGCUUUUGCUCGUGUUGUUCUACGUCCCCUAUGCGCUCUUCAACAUCCCCUGGUCCAUACUGGCGAAGAAGUACAACUCGGCCAACGUGAUCCCUUUCACCAUCUUGGCCUGGGGCGCUUGCACUAUGGGUGCCGCGGCCGCUACGAACUUUGGAGGCAUCAUGACGUCGAGGAUAUUCAUGGGUGCUAUUGAGGCAGCCUAUAAACCCUGCGAGGUUUAUUACUUGUCCUUAUUCUACACCCGAAAGGAGAUGGCCUUUCGGGUGUCCUGGAUCGGCCAAAUGGGCUUCAUCGCCGGCGCCGUCUCCGGCCUAAUAUCAUGGAGUGUUUUCCAAUGGCAGGGGAAGCUACACGGAUGGCAAUACCUAUUUCUGAUCGAAGGCUCGAUCACGAUUUUCGUCGCCAUAUAUCUCUGGAUAUUCGCCCCGCGCAGCCCUGCGGAGUCGCGAUGGUAUUCGGAAGAGGACGUCAGGCUCGCCCAGCAUCGGCUCGAGCUGGAUUCCCAGGACCAGGACAAGGUGUUCCGCUGGGACGAGGCGCGCAAACAGCUGAAGCAGUGGCAAACCUGGGCCUUCGCUUUCAUGGCUCUCAUGUACGGCGUGGGUGUGGCUAGCAGCUCGAACUUCCUCCCGGUUAUGAUCAAAAGACUCACGAAGGAUGCCACAACCGCCAACCUCUACACCGUGGGACCCAAUCUUGCGGCAUCGGUGUUCCAGGUCACCAUAUGCUGGCUCUCCGAUCGAUAUCAGCAGCGGGCGGCAUUUGCCUGUGGUACGAUAGUCAUGUCCCUAGUUGCCUGGAUCCUCCUAGGUACUCUAGACCUAGUAAGCCUGCCUCAAGUCGGCUACUUCCUGACCUAUCUCAUCGUCUGCGCCACCUUCAUCCCGAGCAACCUGGUGCCUACGUGGCUGUCGUCUAAUACGCCCAGCACGACGGGCCGCGCUGUUUCGCUUGGCCUGAACUACAUGGGUAUGAAUUUAGCAGGCAUCAUUUCAUCGCUGGUGUACAGGGCCGAAGAUGCGCCCGUCUAUCGCCCGGCGUUGAUCACGGUUGGGUGCACGCAGGCUACUUUCGUUGUCGCCGGUUUGCUGAUGCGCCAGUAUUAUGUCGGGCUGAAUAAGAAACUCGAUUCGGGCGAACUCCCGUGCGCGCCGGGUAGGGAGUCUCACCCUGAAUAUCGAUAUGCGAUCUGAGAAGUUCAUCAUAUAUUUUACGUGGAUCUAUGGGUGCUAGGUACAUCUUGGGCCAGAUCUCUAUCUAUCUGUAUACUAGGUAUCAUCUUCUUAAUUCUUAAGCACGAUGGAGGUAGGGAAUUUUGGUUGAGAACAGCGUCGCUAGGUAUGGGGAGGACGCUAGGAAAGGUUUAUUGAAUUAUUAGGGGAAAAGGGGGCGGCACCAUCAUCGUACUCCUUAAUGGCCCACUCUAAAUACUUCACAAUAUUAGCGCCAUCGCAUGGGGAUCGUCUGCUGUGCCUGCUAAGUACCUACACUAUCUCCGUGCCUAGCACAUGCAGUAGGUAAGCACCUAAAAUAUCCAUGGAUAUUGGCUGCUUGAAUGGAUCCAAACCGCCAAUCAAUACUACGUAAUUACUACCAUGUACCGGGGACAGAGAAAGGAAAUGUAGAAUAGAAACUGUACGAUGAAUA
Hypoxylon fragiforme is the source of this 2381-nucleotide messenger RNA. RefSeq names its product MFS general substrate transporter. The transcript has 7 exons. Lineage: Eukaryota; Fungi; Ascomycota; Sordariomycetes; Xylariales; Hypoxylaceae. Gene Ontology annotation, molecular function: transmembrane transporter activity. Gene Ontology annotation, biological process: transmembrane transport. Gene Ontology annotation, cellular component: membrane. Bases 503 to 1927 code for a protein of 474 amino acids. The record is from RefSeq and is a predicted model, not a curated record.